Messenger RNA from Kogia breviceps (pygmy sperm whale), 855 nucleotides. RefSeq names its product pyrroline-5-carboxylate reductase 3 (gene PYCR3). The record is from RefSeq and is a predicted model, not a curated record. Gene Ontology annotation, molecular function: pyrroline-5-carboxylate reductase activity. Lineage: Eukaryota; Metazoa; Chordata; Mammalia; Artiodactyla; Physeteridae. Gene Ontology annotation, biological process: L-proline biosynthetic process.
GCGCGGUGGCGAGAUGGCGGCGGCGGCGGUGGUGGAGUCCGGUCCGAGGCGCGUGGGCUUCGUGGGCGCGGGCCGCAUGGCGGAGGCCAUCGCGCAGGGCCUCAUCCAAGCAGGAAAAGUGGAAGCUCAGCACGUGCUGGCCAGCGCGCCAACGGACAGGAACCUCUGCCGCUUCCGGGCCCUGGGCUGCCAGACCACCCACUCCAACCAGGAGGUGCUGCAGAGCUGCUCCCUCAUCUUCUUUGCCACCAAGCCCCACAUCCUGCCGGCCGUCCUGGUGGAGGUGGCUCCUGUGGUCACCGCUGAGCACAUCUUGGUGUCUGUGGCUGCCGGGGUCUCCCUGAGCACCCUGGAGGAGCUGCUGCCCCCGAUGGCGCGAGUGCUGCGGCUCUCGCCCAACCUGCCCUGCGUGGUCCAGGAGGGGGCCAUGGUGAUGGCGCGGGGCCGCCGUGCCGGGAGUGGCGAGGCCGGGCUCCUGCGGACCCUGCUGGAGGCCUGCGGGCAGUGCGAGGAGGUGCCUGAGGCCCAGGUGGACGUCCACACUGGCCUCAGCGGCAGCGGUGUGGCCUUUGUGUGCGCCUUCUCGGAGGCCUUGGCCGAAGGAGCCAUCAAGAUGGGCAUGCCCAGUGGCCUGGCCCACCGCUUUGCCGCCCAGACCCUGCUGGGCACGGCCAAGAUGCUUCUGCAGAAGGGGCAGCACCCGGCUCAGCUGCGGACUGACGUGUGCACGCCAGGCGGCACCACUAUCUAUGGGCUCCACGCGCUGGAGCAGGGCGGGCUGCGGGCGGCGGCCAUGAGCUCCGUGGAGGCCGCCACCUGCCGGGCCCGGGAACUGAGCAGGAAGUAGGGUGCCGG